AUGGGCUGUUCCAUUCAAAAACACAAGCUUCCCCUAUCUCAAUAAAAUAUAUCUGUAAACUUAAAAAUUAAUAUCUUAGCUCUCCGUUAAAACUCAAACUCCCUAAUCUUCAUAGGAUAUUACUGAGCGAGAAUAAAAUCUAAAAACUUUGAAAUAGCUAUUGAAAGGCUCGAAUUUUGCUAUUUCAUAAGUGUAAUCAACUAAUAGCAGAAGAAGAAAUAAUCAUAUAUAAAAAUAAUGA
Messenger RNA from Paramecium pentaurelia, 241 nucleotides. The record is from the annotation of a GenBank genome assembly. NCBI's taxonomy places the organism in Eukaryota, Ciliophora, Oligohymenophorea, Peniculida, Parameciidae.